CAUAGAUUCAGUUUUAUAUUGCUAUUCUGUUCAAGAAAGGCUAAAACUCUUGUCAUAGCAGAACAUAAGACAGAUUUUGAAACUACAAAUGGGAAAUUAUGAAAUAGGAUCAAAAGAAGGAAAAUUCAAAGGACAAUGCGCACCAGUGCAAAUAGAACAUACCUUCAGUUUUAUAUCUUAGGAAUAUGUACAUUGGCUGCACAAACACUGAUUUACUUCCAUUACUUCACAUCUACGAAUAAUCUUGGACACCAAACCACAUCACAAAAAGACACAAUCUCACUGUUUCAUACAUUGACAAUGAAAGAACAUUUCAGUGACUGGAAUGACGAUUUGGAUGAGAUAAAAGCAACACACGCAAACGAUCCAAACUCAAUCGAAAACUUUAACAACAUAAUGAUAAGCAUGUCAAGACAAAAUAUGAGCAAUGGAGACAUAAAUGAUUCAAUAAAAAAUAUGACAAUUAAACCUUUCCCAAAGUUCAAGAAAGACCCAUUCAAACUAAUUUAUAACCGUUUACCCAAAUGCGGAAGUACUACAAUGUUGCUUUUGAUAACACUACUUCAAGAAAAGAAUCAUUUCAUAUAUCAAACCAGUGGUGCCUAUCACAACUAUACCUUCAGUGAAACUAAAGAAUUUGAAUUUGUGCACCAGAUUACAACUAUACGGAAACCAGUUGUAUUUGAUAAGCAUACAUACUUUGUUGAUUUCUCAAAGUAUGGCCUGCCAAUGCCUCUCUAUAUGAACAUGAUACGGGAUCCAGUUGACCAAGCGGUGUCAAUGUUUUACUACAACAGGAGACAUAGCGUUAAUAUGCAGACACGAUACACAGCAGAGGAGCUCAAUAUGACACUGGAGGAGUGCAUAGACCAGCAUUCAGAUGAUCUAACCCAUUGUGAUAUCACACAUGAUAUGUAUACAUUAUGGUUUUGUGGGAAUAGCGAUGAGUGUUCCAACAACAGAACCUAUGCAAUGCAAAGAGCUAGAAUGAACAUAGAGAAAAACUACACAUUCGUAGGUCUUACUGAAUACUUUGAUGAGUCAAUCAUCAUGAUUGAAAAAGUAAUUCCACGCUUUUUCAAAGGUGCAGCACCACUUUACCAACAACAUAAGAAAACAAUGAUGAAAAGUAAACGAACAAAUAAGAUUCAACCAAGUGAACACACCAAAGUGUUUAUGAAGUUUAAACUUAGUGAUGCUUACGAGAUAUAUAAUUUUGCAAAGCAAAGAUUUUUUCAUGCAAAAAUGAAAAUGAAUUUGUAAACAUUUCUU
This is a messenger RNA of Owenia fusiformis, 1272 nucleotides long. The record is from the annotation of a GenBank genome assembly. NCBI's taxonomy places the organism in Eukaryota, Metazoa, Annelida, Polychaeta, Sabellida, Oweniidae.